Mirounga angustirostris (Northern elephant seal) is the source of this 1741-nucleotide messenger RNA. It is a transcript of the gene KCTD17, whose product is annotated as potassium channel tetramerization domain containing 17. The record is from RefSeq and is a predicted model, not a curated record. Gene Ontology annotation, molecular function: cullin family protein binding. Gene Ontology annotation, cellular component: cytoplasm; Cul3-RING ubiquitin ligase complex. NCBI's taxonomy places the organism in Eukaryota, Metazoa, Chordata, Mammalia, Carnivora, Phocidae. Gene Ontology annotation, biological process: proteasome-mediated ubiquitin-dependent protein catabolic process; protein homooligomerization; positive regulation of cilium assembly.
ACUACAGCUCCCGGCAUGCCCGUCGCGCGGUACCUGCCCGCCCCCAGCCGCCGCGCCCGGAGGAUGCAGUCGCCGGGGCGAGCCGGGAGGAUGGAGGCCGGGGAGGCAGCGCCGCCGGCGGGGAUGGGCGGCCGCGCGCCGGGCGGCUGGGGCAAGUGGGUGCGGCUCAACGUGGGGGGCACGGUGUUCCUGACCACCCGGCAGACGCUGUGCCGGGAGCAGAAGUCCUUCCUCAGCCGCUUGUGCCAGGGGGAAGAGCUGCAGUCGGACCGGGAUGAGACUGGGGCCUACCUCAUUGACCGUGACCCCACCUACUUUGGGCCCAUCCUGAACUUUCUCCGGCAUGGCAAGCUGGUGCUGGACAAGGACAUGGCUGAGGAGGGUGUCCUCGAGGAAGCCGAGUUCUACAACAUUGGCCCGCUGAUCCGCAUCAUCAAAGACCGGAUGGAGGAGAAGGACUACCCAGUCACACAGGUCCCCCCCAAGCACGUGUACCGCGUGCUGCAGUGCCAGGAGGAGGAGCUCACGCAGAUGGUCUCCACCAUGUCCGACGGCUGGCGCUUCGAGCAGCUGGUGAACAUGAGCUCCUCCUACAGCUAUGGAAGCGAGGACCAGGCAGAGUUCCUGUGCGUGGUGUCCAAGGAGCUCUAUAGUUCCCCGCACGGGCUGAGCUCGGAGUCCAGCCGCAAAACCAAGAGCGCCGAGCAGCAGCUGGAGGAGGAGCGGCGGCAGGUGGAGCAGGUGCAGGUGGAGGCAGAUGCACAGGAGAAAGGUUCCCGUGCGCACCUCAGAGCCGAGGCCGCGCUGGCCGGGAGGGCUCCUCCUCGGCCCCUCGCCCGCCCCCAGAGCCGCCAUCCCUGCUGUUACAAGCCAGAGGCACCCGGAUGUGAGGCCCCAGAUCACCUCCAGGGACUUGGGGUUCCGAACUGAAAUCCUUUAUUUUUGUACCUCGGGGUGGGCCCCCGGCUCCAGGCAGAGGAAGCACCCUCCCCCCUGCCACUUCUGUCUACACCUGUGGGGCUUUGAUUUCCGCCCGCCUCUGGGGCCCUCUCAAGGCCCGAGGUGGGCCCUGGGACCCCUAGGCAGAGCCGCCUGUGUGUGGCCCAAGUGUGGCGCUGUCCAGCUGUGUUUCCCACACCCCCAUGGUCCCUCCCCCAGGUCCCCCAGCUGCAUGAACGAUACCCUCCCCCCUGACCCAGUCACAUCUCCUCCCUGAGCCUUAGUCUCCUCGUCUGUCAAAUGGGCUCACUCUCCCCGCCGCCACCACCUACCUCACAGGGUUGUUGUGAGGUUACAAAGAGGAGCAAGGUCCCAGAAAGCCCUGGGGAAGUGUACAAAGCACCAGACUGGAGGGUGGCCUUCCCUUCACCCUUCCCUCAGAGGGGGAGGACCUGCUCAGCCCCAGAUGGAGAUUCAGGUAUUGAUGGGGCGAAGGGUGUGGGGGUUGGCCUUGUGGGGAGAAGAGGGAGGGUGACCCAGCCUUCACCUUGGCUCCUCCCCACCCAUCCGCACUGCUGGCUGCAGAGGGCCCUGGCCAGGAGGGGCCAGGAGGGGGCAGGCGGGGGCUCAGCAGGGGCAGGGGGCCAUUCAGGAACUAGUGCUAAGGGCAAGGGGGACACUCCUCCCUUUGCCCGGGGGAGAGUCUGGGGGUAGCAGGGGCUGAGCAGGAGCCCCCUCCUGCAUUUAGGAUCCCCCGGGCUGUGUCCAACCCCGCCAUGUAAUAAAGCCUGAAGAAACAGCC